This is a messenger RNA of Pimephales promelas (fathead minnow), 2543 nucleotides long. NCBI's taxonomy places the organism in Eukaryota, Metazoa, Chordata, Actinopteri, Cypriniformes, Leuciscidae. The record is from RefSeq and is a predicted model, not a curated record.
AUGUUUUGGGAUUUUCAGGAACUGGAGAAGGAGCGGACCGACCUGCUAGAGGAUGUGACGGCCAAUAAACGUAAAAUGAAGGAACUGGAGGAUAAUUUACUUUUUAGGCUGACCAGCACGCAGGGCUCCCUGGUCGAUGACGAGAGCCUCAUCACAGUGCUGGGAAACACCAAACGCACUGCAGAGGAGGUCACACAGAAACUUCAGAUUGCUGCUGAGACUGAGAUCCAGAUCAAUGCGGCCCGCGAGGAAUACAGACCCGUUGCCACAAGAGGAAGCAUCUUGUACUUUCUGAUGACAGAGAUGAGCAUGGUGAACGUGAUGUAUCAGACCUCCCUGCGCCAGUUCCUGGGCUUGUUCGACUUGGCCUUGGCAAAGUCCUCAAAGAGUCCAAUUACAAGCAAGCGGAUCGCCAAAAUCAUAGAGUACAUGACCUUUGAGGUGCACAAGUACGCAGCUCGGGGUUUGUAUGAAGAACACAAGUUCCUGUUCACCCUGCUGCUCACUCUCAAGAUCGACAUGCAGAGCAACAGGGUCAAACAUGAGGAGUUCCUGACCCUUAUUAAAGGAGGUGCUUCGCUGGACCUGAAAGCCUGUCCACCCAAAGCUGCAAAGUGGAUACUGGACAUAACAUGGCUCAACCUGGUGGAGUUGAGCAAACUGUGGCAGUUCUCUGACAUUCUAGAUCAGAUUGGGCGUCAUGAGAAACAGUGGAAGAGCUGGUUUGAUCGAGAGGCACCUGAGGAAGAACCAAUCCCAAAUUCAUAUGACCAGGCUCUGGACUGUUUCAGACGGCUGCUCCUUAUUCGAUCCUGGUGUCCAGAUAGAACCAUUGCUCAGGCACGGAAGUACAUCAUGCACUCAAUGGGGGAGAGAUAUGCUGAGGGAGUGAUUCUGGAUGUGGAGAAGACGUGGGAGGAGUCUGACCCACGCACUCCUCUCAUCUGCUUCCUAUCCAUGGGUUCAGACCCAACAGACUCCAUCAUCGCCCUGGGCAAACGACAAAGAAUUGAGACUCGUUACGUCUCAAUGGGUCAGGGGCAGGAAGUUCAUGCACGCAAACUUCUGCAGCACUGUAUGGCUAAUGGAGGCUGGGCUUUACUUCAGAACUGUCAUUUGGGUCUGGAUUUUAUGGAUGAACUCAUGGAUACAGUCACAGAGACAGACAGCAUUAAUGACACCUUCAGACUGUGGAUGACCACUGAGGUCCACAGACACUUUCCUAUCACUCUCCUGCAGAUGUCAAUCAAAUUCACCAAUGAGCCUCCACAGGGACUGAAAGCCGGACUUAAAAGGACUUACGGAGGUAUCAGUCAGGAUCUUCUAGAUGUGAGUAACAUGGUCCAAUGGAGGCCCAUGUUGUAUGGGGUGGCAUUCCUCCAUUCCACUGUCCAAGAGAGGCGAAAAUAUGGACCUUUGGGUUGGAACAUCCCAUAUGAGUUCAACCAGGCAGAUUUCAAUGCAACCAUACAGUUUGUCCAGAACCACCUGGAUGAUAUGGACAUCAAGAAGGGUGUGUCCUGGAACACUGUGCGCUACAUGAUCGGCGAGAUCCAGUAUGGCGGUAGGGUGACUGAUGACUAUGACAAGCGCCUCUUGAACACAUUUGCGAAGGUGUGGUUCAAUGAGAACAUGUUCAGCCCUGAUUUCUACUUCUACAAAGGCUACUGCAUCCCCAGAUGCAAUAAUGUGGAUCAGUAUCUCCAAUAUGUUCAGGGUCUCCCUACAUAUGACACCCCUGAGGUGUUUGGCCUCCACCCAAAUGCAGACAUCACCUACCAAAGCAAACUUGCCAAGGACGUACUAGACACUAUCCUGAGUAUCCAACCAAAGGACAGCUCCAGUGGAAGCGGUGAGACCAGGGAGGCGAUUGUGGGUCGGCUAGCGGAUGACAUGCUGGAGAAACUGCCUCCAGAUUUUGUCCCAUUUGAGGUCAGAGAGAGAUUGAUGAGCAUGGGUCCCCUUCAGCCCAUGAACAUUUUCCUGCGGCAGGAGAUUGAUCGCAUGCAGAGAGUGAUUGUUCUGGUCAGGAACACGCUGAGUGACCUAAAGUUGGCCAUCGACGGAACCAUCAUUAUGAGUGAGAACCUGCGAGACGCACUGGACUGCAUGUAUGACGCCCGAAUACCUGCACGCUGGAAAAAGGCCUCCUGGGCUUCUACCACAUUGGGGUUUUGGUUCACAGAGUUGCUGGAGCGUAACCGGCAGUUCCACUCAUGGAUUUUUGAGGGACGACCCAACUGCUUUUGGAUGACAGGCUUCUUCAACCCACAGGGCUUCCUGACAGCUAUGAGACAGGAGAUCACUCGUGCUAACAAGGGGUGGGCGUUGGACCGUAUGGUUCUGUGUAAUGAAGUUACUAAAUGGAUGAAGGAUGACAUCACGCAGCCUCCUUCAGAGGGGGUGUAUGUCUAUGGCCUCUACCUGGAAGGGGCCGGCUGGGACCGCAGAAACUGCAAGCUCAUUGAUUCCAAACCCAAAGUGCUGUUCGAGAUGAUGCCUGUGGUCAGGAUGUACGCAGAGAACAAUGGUGAGUUUUAAAU